UCGAUAAUUUUAGUGUCAACUACUAAUGGUGUGGUCCAGAAAGAAUUUCCUGCACUUCAAAAUACCACCAAGCCGAUCCCUCCAAGUGUGUUCUCCUACAGGUUUGCAUCACCCACAAGUAAUCAAACUCCUUAUUAUGUCUCGUCAGAUAUAGUACUAAGGUAAGAUAGUGUUAAUGUUUUGUCUAUGUUUGUGCUGCAAGAUAUGACAUGCUGUAACCUAUAGACAAACUGUUGCUUUUGAAGUCGAGAGAUUACAUCCUGGCUUAUCUUUUAGCAAGCUGAGAAAAAAUAAAUUGUACUUUGUGAAAUGAACAGUUGGUUUUGAUAAACUCCGUCCUUCCAACGGAUGAUACUUUUGACCCACCUUAUGUAAAAAAAAAUCAGUAAUGCUCUACUCUACCAUUGAAAGGCAGAAAGGUUUCUUUUUCAGUCCUUAUACAAAUCACAAAUCUUGUGCCUUUGAAUUAAGGAAAGUUGGCAAGUAUGUGCUAUUCUAUUAAUUUACCAAAUCUGUCAUCUGGAUAGCAAUUUUUGCACAUUUUGAUUGGCUCCCUUCGUAAGAUAAACACAACAGUCAAGAUGGCUAAUAAGCUAAAAGCUCUAUAUUCCUUGUCUACAUCACUUGAUACAUAAUGACGAGGGUGGUGUAAGCAUUUAUGUCAACCUCUUAAUGGGGCUGGAUAUCCUUGGCUAUUCACCAUUUUGUGAAGGGGGACGAUAUGGGAAACUGUUUCAUAAUAGUUUUAUGAAAUUCAGAAGACAACAUUCAGCCGCUUGGUCGUACCAACAAAUACCAAGAAAGCACUGAAAUUAGCCUCAUCUGCAGGCAUUUUAGGGGAGCUCGCAUUUCUUCCCUCGCCACAAGGGCAAGGCUACAAUCAAAUUGACCUGUUUGUGUUUUCUGUAAGGUAGAACAUAUUUUUCGUUACUGAAUUUACAACAAAUUAAAAUCAUGGAAAUGCAGUCAAAAAAUUCCCAAACCACUGCCAAUUUAAAUGUAAACAAAGCUCUCACUAAGUGACAACUCUUAUUUUCAAUUUUGUCUAGUGGGGGAAUUGCACAACAAACAAGAAGGAGGAUUGUACAUAAUGAAGGUUGGGUAAUUAAGACAACACACUAACUUGUAUAAGUGCCAAAAGCCUGAUGAUAAUUUCCCAAUCAAUUUAAAAAAUGUAAGAGAAAAGACAAUAUAGCCACAGAAAAAUUUAAAAUUAGUUCAGUAAUGAGAGAGCAAAAAGAAUUCGUACAUAUAAAGCUUGUGUAAAAAUGGUCGUGUUUUAAAAAGAUUUAAGCUGCCACGUACAUAUGUCGUAGAUAACAUACCAUAACAUUGGUGAUAGCUCAUAAAAGCUGUCAAGAACAUCACGAACAUUUUCCUGGUCAAUUAUUUAUGGUUGUCCAAAAUUUGUAAAUUUUGAGUCAGCUUGUGAGUCUGUGGCUGAAAUUCUAAAGUAUGACAUUAACCUAUGAUCAGUAACUCUACUGAGCAGUACUUUCCGGUGGUGCUGUUUAUUAUCCUGUACAAGGUGGUUCUAACUUUUGAGUCUGUGGAUGAAAUCCUAAAGUAUGACCAUUCAAAUAAAGGCUACUGAGCAGUACUUUCCUGUGGUACUGUUUAUUAUACUGUGCAAGGUGGUUCUGAGUAUUUUUGUUGGUGUGGAAAAAAUAGUGAAUACUUAGUGAUGAUAAGUUACAGUUCAAACAAAUAACGGAAAAAAUAUUCAGAUAAGAGGGAAUGUUCAACAGAAAAUAAUGAACAAAAGUGCCUUAUGCAUACUGUAAUUAUCUUUUGUAGUGGAAAGAAGGAGAAAGGACAAAAUAAACAGCUGGAUAUUUAAGCUGGCCGAUGUUGUCCCACAGUGCAAAUGGGGAAAGCAGGUAUAGUACAAGCCUGCGGGGAGCAGACGCAUUUUUCGGCUCUUGUUUCACCCGCUGAUAAAAUAAUUUUUCGGAGGGAGAGAAGCAACGACUGGAAAUACGUCUGCUCUUCGUAGGCUAGUAGAGUACUGCAUAUAGUCAACCCUCUCUAAGACGGAAACAUUUGGCACUGACACUUAGUGUCCAUCUAACAGUGAUGUCUGUCUAAUAAAGAGACAAAUAAGGGAUAAUGAAAGGCAGUGACCAACUCUAGGUGUCUAUUUUACCAAGGUGUCUGUAUUAUAGAGGUGAACGUUAAGAGAGUCUACUGUAUAUCUGUAAUCCACAGCUACCAGUCACUCACUGUGAAGUCCAGUGGGUAGUCUUGGUUACAGCUUAUACUAUGUAAUAGAGUGUCUUAUUUAUCUCUUCUUUCUUUUCUUUUUUUUUUGAAAAAUGCGCUGCUAAAGUAGGGGUCAGAGGAUGGGGUGGGGAUUGUCAUCAACUAGUGAUGUCCACCUAAAGAGAAAAGUCCUGCUGGAUUGUCCAAAUUCAAAAAAUUCACUACAGUUUUUCUUUAGGGGCUUCAAGAUUUUAAAACCCCUUAUCACUGAGUUUGUAGCAGUGGCAAAGAUGUCUGGAAGUCCUGCUCCAGCUAGCCCUCUCUGAUUUUUAUUUGUCAUUGCAGAGGGGUUGCUUUAAUUAGACACCUCCACCUAUUUCUUCAGCAGCCAAUGUGUGAUUUGUAGGAUCUGUGUGUCACAUAUGCAAACCCACCUGGAUUAUCUGGAAGUCUUCUAAAUAUGGCACCAAUCUCCCUCUCUCCCAUAUAGGUCACCAAAAAAUAGACUUAAUUUCUUCUGUGCUUUAGUUUGAUAUUGAACUCAUUUUUUGCUCAAAAUUUGAAUUUUUUUAUCCAUUGUAAGGUUUCUGGGUCAUUUUUGUCAUAGUACAAAGAUGAAAGCGAAUUUCCAUGCUAUGUACCUCAUCUAAGACUUCAAAUAAUGUUCUAAUCCAUUCCCAUGUUAUUAUUUGUGGGCUUGGUUGAUUUGUUUGGGGGUAGGUGGGGGGUCAGUUGACAUUUGGGGGUGGGAAGGGGGAUGGUUCAAAAGAGAGAGUCUCCAGAUUUUAGAUCUCUGGAAGUUGCCAUCUCUGCUGAUUGUUGAGUUGUUUUUGUGUUCAGAGUAAAAACAUUGUUCUGGAAAAGACUGUAGAGUAUGUAACACAAGUAAAUGAGCAACUGAAGGCAUUUGGGGAUCUGCAGCAAAGAGAACAAAAACUGGGUAAGAAAUUUACUGAAAAACCUGUAUUAAUUUGUUUGUUCCUAUAAAUGGCUACAUCAAAACUCAAAGAGAGCCACAAGUUCUAGCAGUACAGAACAGUACUCACAAGUUCACAUUCAGAUUCAAAAGACAGGACCACCUUGUAAAGCACAGUAAACAGUAUGACAGGAAAGUACUGCUCAGUAGCUUUCAUUUGAAUGGUCACAAUUUAGGAUUUCAUCCACAGAUUCAAAAGUUUGAACCACCUUGUACAUCAUAGCAAACAAUACCACAGGAAAGUACGGCUCAGUAGCUUUCAUUUGAAUGGUCACAAUUUAGGAUUUCAUCCACAGAUUCAAAAGUUUGAACCACCUUGUAUAUCAUAACAAACAGUACCACAGGAAUGUACUGCUCAGUAGCUUUCAUUUGGAUGGUCACAAUUUAGGAGUUCAUCGAUAUUUAGAAACACCUGAUAUACAUGUAGCAAAAUAAAGAGUACUACAGGAAAGUAAUGACAACUAAAACAUGCAUUAUUUUACAGCCCAAGAGGUUCAGCAACUAAAGAAUCAACUUGGGAAUAUCACAAAAGAAAACAAGCUCUUGAAAGAUUUACUUAAAAAGCACAGUAUAGCCAUUCCAAGAAAAAUCCUCACAGUGCAGGAUUCUUCUUCAUCUGCAUCUAAUAACUCUGGAACAACAAACAACUCUUUGACCAUGGCCAGCCCUAAAAUUGUGGCAGUAUCAGCUCCAGUAUCCAUGACAAUGCCUACAACUUUAUGUGCACCUGUCCAAGUACCAGUCAAUGCUCCUGUUGUCACUAUGGUAACACAGGUGCCAAUCACUUCUGCUUCUGUCACAAGUUCCACUAACGAUUUGUCAAAGAAAGAUUCAAUUGCUUACGUUACCCCAUUUAUCAUUGGGACAAAUCCAAUCUCCAUGACGACAAGCACCGUAGCUACAGCUUCUCCAGUGGUUCAGGUUGCUACCCCACUUGUUGCACAGAAUGUAGCUAACAACCCUGGACAACUGCAGCUUAACCAACCGAAACAAAAUCCAAACAGUUCUUCAAACUAUUUAUCCAAUUCUCAUCAGAGUGUUAAUCCUCAGAUUACAAGUGAUUUAGCAAGCUCUUCAACCCCACAACCCUUACAAACUGUUAACAUACCAAUCAGCUCAUCACAAGCUUUGCAACCUUCUCAUGCAGGAUUCUCUCAACACAGUGUUGCCGCAAUAAUGAAGGUUACACUGCAACCAGGAAUGUCAAACUCUGGGGUAAAUCUGGUGAACGCUGUUCCGCUGGCAAACCCUUCAAUCGGAAAUAACAGUACUGCUGUUUUAAAUGUCCAACCCACAGUGAUAAAUACACCUAGUAUUGUUCAAAACUCAAGCACCAUGUUGCCCUUACCACCUUCCGUUUUGCCGGCAUCAAGCAGCAUUUUAACUCAACAAGCAAACUCUGCUCAAAUUGCAGCUUCACAAAUUGGUAGCUUUCAAGUCACUACUUCUCCCAUUCAAAAUGGCAUAUCUCUUUUAAAAGAAUCGCAAAGUGAAGGAGCGAUUGAACAACAGAAGACCUUAAAUGUAACCUCAAAAAUUGUCGGAAGUGGUAAAGCAAAAAAAAGUACUACUGCGAACAAAGCGUCUUCAAAAACUAGCUCUAAAUCUCAAAACACAAGGAGCAACUCACAAAGCAGAGCUUCUUUUGAAGGAAAAACAAACUCAGCUUCAAAUAAACGCAGAGUGGAACACUUAAUAGGUACAAGUGACAAUGGCUUGGUGAAGAGAUCUAACGCGCUCAGCUCCCAGGAGUCACAAGGAAAUAUGAAUGUGUGUCAGUCACAAGAGGAGAUAAUUACGGUACAGAAUUUCAAUGUCAGUGCUUUAAUUUCUGGUAUUUCACCUCAGGGGGCAUCUGUUGCCAAUAUUGUUCCUACUGGGAACGAUUGUGGUAAACAAACAUUGCCUGUUUCUACUGUGGCUUUGAGUCAGCCAGCGCAUGGGCCACGCCUGUCACAUAGUAUUGCGUCAUUAGCAGGACUACCUCAGAGUAUAGGACAGCAACAAACUUCAACAGACCUUCAUCAACAUCAACAAGUGUCAACAUCUGCUCCAGGGAAUCUUAGUUUUUCAGCCGAGUCUUUGCUUGCUUCAAGCGAAGUCAUUUUGCCUAACAUUCCACUCAUAACAACUACCUCAGUUUCCGAAAACAGCUCAAAUCAGCCAAAUAGUUUCACAUUAGCCAUUGUUCCCUCAGCCCAGAAUACCAGAGGAGUACUUCCUCCCAGUACAUCCAAUGAACAGUCAGUGCACAAUAUACCCAAUGAACAGUCUGCGCAUAAUACAGCUACUCAACACAGCCAUACACAGAGCUUUUCAAACUAUUCCGCCGAGGCGCUUAUUGGAGGAAGUGAACUCAUUGGGGAUAUUGCACAGGAAUCCCAAAUUCAAUCAAGGCCAUCGAGGACAACAUAUUCUGAUUUUAGCGCAGAGUCUCUUAUUGGUUCCAGUGAUUUAAAUUCAAGUUUGUCGUACGCUAUUGACAAUUUGAUCUCAUCGCGGUCUGACGCAAAUUUCAACAGCACCGCAAUGGUGUCUGUGAAUCCAAAUUUACUCCACUCUGUUAAACCCAACAUGGCACACGAUGUAGGAUCGAACUCUAUACUCGCAACUGUUUCAGACCUAGGAGAACAGAAAUCUGCAGCUACUGUUACUCAGCCAACAGGAACUUUUAAUUCUAAUAUAUCAAACAGUGCGUAUGGAGUCUCUGUUGCAAAUUCUGCGCCAGUACAGUUUACAGUUACAAGUAGCAGCGAUAGCAGACGAGCAAGAGAAGGGUCUUCAAAUCAGCAAGGAAUAAUCCCAGCUGUGAACAGCAUUUCUGCUACAUCUACCAGCUUUUUAAAACACUCUGUUGAUAGUAUCACCUCAUCGUUUUAUGCAGCCAGUAAUGCAAGUUCUGGUUUCCCACUGGGACCCAUUACUACUACAGUCAAUUCUUUUCAGCCCCAAUCUUCGUUUGGCAUGGACACACUACCAGCUAGCCAGCUGUCUUUUGGCUCCAUGGCAAAUCCAUUUUCACAAACGAGACCUUUUUUCACUCACACUUCAUCAAUGGGAAGUUUUCCGGUAUGA
This is a messenger RNA of Porites evermanni, 6253 nucleotides long. The record is from the annotation of a GenBank genome assembly. Lineage: Eukaryota; Metazoa; Cnidaria; Anthozoa; Scleractinia; Poritidae.